Molecule: messenger RNA, 330 nt
Organism: Linum tenue
Lineage: Eukaryota; Viridiplantae; Streptophyta; Magnoliopsida; Malpighiales; Linaceae
Source: the annotation of a GenBank genome assembly
AUGUGUUUGACAAUAAAAGGUACUGGUAAUUCCUCCAAUAUCCAAUUCCUCGAGAAGAGCCUCCGGAAGCUCGAUUUCAGCACCACCGGAAUCUGCACCAUCGUUCAGAUCAACAAUCUGAAGAAUUCCCCGUGUCUCUCAAGGGCGAGCUCCGGCAAGCUACCAAUCAAGCCAUUAGCAUCCUCCAGGAAAACUACCCUGGAUUCGUCGCCAGACAGGUGUUCAUCAAUGUGCCCUGGUGUACCUAGCAUUCAACAAGAUGAUCAGUCCAUUCCUGACCCCGAGGACCAAGAGCAAGUUUGUUUUUGCAGGGCCUUCCAAAUCUGCUGA